Vollenhovia emeryi is the source of this 3061-nucleotide messenger RNA. RefSeq names its product protein ROP (gene Rop). Gene Ontology annotation, cellular component: secretory granule; plasma membrane. Gene Ontology annotation, molecular function: syntaxin binding. The coding region runs from base 52 to 1806 and encodes 584 amino acids. NCBI's taxonomy places the organism in Eukaryota, Metazoa, Arthropoda, Insecta, Hymenoptera, Formicidae. Gene Ontology annotation, biological process: intracellular protein transport; neurotransmitter secretion; vesicle-mediated transport. The record is from RefSeq and is a predicted model, not a curated record. The transcript has 11 exons.
CGCGCGGCGCCCCGCCAUCUGGCGGGCCAGCUCCCACUCAGUCCUGUCAAAAUGGCGCUCAAGGCACAAGUCGGUCAAAAGAUUAUGAACGAGGUGAUCAAGCAAAAGAAGAAGACAACAGGUGGGGUGGAAUGGCGUAUCCUGGUGGUGGAUCAGCUCGCCAUGAGAAUGGUGUCCGCCUGCUGCAAGAUGCACGACAUCAGCGCGCAGGGUAUCACCCUGGUCGAGGAUAUCAAUAAGAAGCGCGAACCUCUGCCGACGAUGGAGGCCAUUUACCUCAUCACGCCUUGCAAUCCGUCGGUGCAGAAAUUGAUCGACGACUUCAGUAACCCGACGAGAACCACUUACAAAGUCGCCCACGUGUACUUCACGGAAGUAUGCCCGGAGGAGCUGUUCAAUGAAAUCUGCAAGUCUCUUGCCGCUAAAAAGAUCAAAACCCUCAAAGAGAUCAACAUCGCAUUCUUGCCGUACGAAUCGCAGGUCUUCUCGCUGGACUCGCGUGAAACUUUCGCAUGCUUUUACAACCCCUCUUUCUUUAAUUUGAGAUCAGCCAAUAUGGAGCGUAUUGCCGAACAAAUCGCGACCCUCUGCGCUACUCUUGGUGAAUAUCCAUCAGUUCGAUAUCGCAGUGACUUCGAUCGCAAUGUCGAACUCGCUCAAAUGGUGCAGCAGAAGCUAGACGCAUAUAAAGCUGAUGAACCGACAAUGGGAGAAGGGCCUGAGAAAGCGCGUUCUCAAUUAUUGAUCCUAGAUAGAGGAUUUGAUUGUGUCUCACCUCUGUUACACGAACUUACACUGCAAGCCAUGGCGUAUGAUUUGUUGGACAUUGAUAACGAUGUCUAUAGGUUUGAGGCAACAGCUGGUCAGGAAAAAGAAGUAUUGUUGGAUGAAAAUGAUGAUUUAUGGGUAGAACUCAGGCAUCAACAUAUUGCCGUAGUAUCUCAGAACGUGACUAAAAAUUUGAAAAAGUUUACAGAAUCAAAAAGAAUGCCGCAAGGUGACAAGCAGAGUAUGCGAGACUUGUCGCAGAUGAUCAAAAAGAUGCCGCAAUAUCAAAAAGAACUGAGCAAGUAUGCCACGCAUUUACAAUUAGCGGAAGACUGCAUGAAGCGCUAUCAAGGAAAUGUAGAUAAGCUUUGUAAAGUGGAGCAAGACUUGGCCAUGGGUACCGAUGCAGAAGGUGAACGUAUCAAAGAUCAUAUGAGGAAUAUCACGCCGAUUUUACUUGACCAGACUGUGAAUCAUUUGGAUAAAUUACGUAUUAUAUCUUUAUAUGUCAUCAGCAAGAACGGCAUCACCGAUGAGAAUCUUAACCGUCUGGUUCAUCAUGCCCAAGUGUCUGUUGAUGAUAAACAGACUAUCGUCAAUAUGGCAAAUCUUGGCAUGAACGUUGUUGUAGAUAGCAAUCGUAAAAAAAUGUACACGGUACCACGUAAAGAAAGAAUUACGGAGCAAACUUACCAAAUGAGCCGUUGGACUCCAGUUAUCAAGGACGUUAUGGAGGAUUCUAUCGAGGAUAAACUUGAUUCUAAACAUUUUCCGUUCCUUGCUGGACGUGCAGCCAGUUCAGGAUACCAUGCACCAACCAGCGCACGAUAUGGACACUGGCACAAAGACAAAGGUCAACAGACCAUCAAGAAUGUUCCUCGUUUGAUCGUUUUUAUAGUCGGUGGAGUGUGCUAUUCUGAAAUUCGAUGUGCGUACGAAGUUACGAACGCAUUAAAAAAUUGGGAAGUCAUAAUUGGUUCGUCCCAUAUAAUUACACCGAAAUCAUUCAUGAACGACUUGAGUAAACUACACGUCUAAACGAUCGUAUAUCCAACAGAAGAGAUAACAUUCCUGAAUUCCUAAUUUGCCAUUAGCUUCAAUUCCAUCAGUAAUACCAGCUACGAAGCCACAAAUGAUCUCGAGUAUGAAAUUAGAGUAUUUAACUAACAAUAAGUAACGAACACAGAGUCAAUUCUUCAGGCGAGGGCGCCUCAUUCCGGAAAUAUUAAGCAAGUAUCCCGUUGUCAGUUGAAUAACAAUGAAAGUAUUCGUGUAUUAAUCGAGCACGAAGAGUCUUGAUCAGACCGAGUUAUCAAGUGCCUGCGCGAAUACAUAAUCAUCAAAGAUCGGUAUAAGACACUUUGGCAAUACUGAUUGCACGAAACUGUACAAUGGUAUCGAGCCUUUCAGUGGUAUCAUAAUCGAGUCUUUAGCAAAACUCUAGAGAUAUAUUCGUGAUCACUCUUUGUCGGUAAUGAAAAGGAAUUUAUGAAGAUGUAUGUCAUAGAGAAGGAUCGUGAUAUUCCUGUACAUUUCUCGUUACUAGUAUUUUGUUAUUUUUUCCUUGUGUUCAAGUUGACAUCUUAAAUGUAGAUUGUUUUCGUUCGUCGAGCAUACUUUCACUACCUCUAAGAAAAUUCUAUUGUAAUAGAAACGUCAAAUCUAAAUGUCACGUCGCAUUUCGCUUUAUUCUCUUCACAUUAUCGGUGUAACAGAACCGUUAUUUAUUCGAUAUUAUUAUUAUUACUUAAAUCUAAUUAAUAGUAUUCAACGUAAAGUGAAAUCGCUAGAUGUGUACAGUUCGACACUUGUUCUUCCUUUGUUAACUUAUUUAUCUGCAUUUUCGUCGUUUUACGCACUCACGUACACGCUUCAGUUAAUGUUUGCCAAUUGCCAAUUCAGACGCUACAUUUAAUGUAACUUAUAAGUAUAUAAUAUUCGUGAUAUACAAUGUUCAGCUCUCUCUUUGACAAAUUUAACGAUUAGUCAUUAUUUCUGUUGAAUGUAAUACAGAUAAAAGUAUAAUAUACCAAUAUGUAUGUACGUAUCGCAAGAUCUAUCGCAAUCGUUCCAUGGUUGUGAUAAAGAAGCGCUUCUCCCGAUCAGAAGCUUGCGCUUGUUGAUGGAUAAUAAUGGUAAUAAUUAUUAAUGUAAUGUCAAUAAAUGUUGCGAUCUACUAGCUGAGAGAUUAUUACAAAGUUAAACGAUAUUUAUUAAGUAUAUCCUGUUACAUAUAUGUAUGUAGAUUAUAGCCCGAGUAGUGUUAUAUUAUAAAGGCCUAUGUUGCGCUCUA